GUGUGUGUGUGUGUCGAGGAGGUCGGCAGUGAGGAGGAGGAGAGGAGAGGAUGCUGGAUGCUGAGACGGAGGUGCUGGUGUUUCACUUUCUGUCACACUGAAGCUCAUCGCACCCUGACGGAGGAAGAGCAACAACACGUCUGUUAAGAAGCCUCAGGAUUAGGUGGACGAUGAACAUGUCUGGCGGGCCCCUGGGGGAGGAUCUCACGGAUGAGGAGAAGGAGAUCAUCAACAGUGUGCUGGCUCGGGCGGCCAUGAUGGAGAACAUGGAGCAGCAGAGGAUCGAGCGUCUCUCCAGCCGGCUGGAUAACAUCAAGAAGACGGCGUGUGGGGACGGACAGUCGCAGUGUCUGCUGUGUGGAGCGUCUUUUGGACCGCAGGGGGUCACAGCUGUCCUCUGUGUGCAGUGCAAAAAUCACAUGUGCAGCAAAUGCGGGAUUUUCAGCAACAGCAGGUCGUGUCCUGUGUGGCUGUGCAGAAUCUGCAACGAGCACCAAGAGGUACAGAAGCGUUCAGGAGCGUGGUUCUUCAAGGGGAGAGACCAGCAGAGUCUGCCUGCCGCCCUCCCUCUCUCCGGUUCUCGACAGUCCAGCAUCGAGAACAGCUAUGCGCCGACAGGUCAGAACGGAUCACAGGAACCAACACGACACCAGGGACACGAGCUCGGUGCAGAUCAUCAGCAGCAGCAGUCCUCCGGGUCAGAACAAUGGGAGCAGACAGCAAGAACAACAGCUGACAGCUAUAAUGAGAGUCAGACUUGUCCACCGGCUGUAAUGAAGACUGAGAGACAAGUGUUAGCCUCCAAACCGCCGCGGGCAAACGCCCAGUCAGCUGCCCCAGCCGCAGUUUCACCUCCAGCUGUUCAGGAAAAAAGGGCACCUGUGGGCUCCAGCUCCAUUUCAUCAAAUACUCCAACAAGCAGAAUUAUUCCACCUGUUAAUCCACCGGUCAACAACCCCGCUCCCCCGAGACCUCCACCAGAUCGAACAGAAGAAGACGACAACGACUACGACUCAGAUGACGCCACAACUCUGGGCUCUCUGGAGUUCAGUCUCCUUUACGAACAGGAGAACCACACCCUGCACUGUUGUGUCGUUAAAGCCAAGGGUUUAAAGCCGAUGGACUCAAAUGGACUCGCUGACCCCUAUGUUAAGCUGCACUUGUUACCCGGAGCCAGUAAGUCUAACAAGCUUCGUACCAAAACACUUAAAAACACUCUGAAUCCUGUGUGGAACGAGACGCUUGUCUACCACGGCAUUACAGCUGAUGAAAUGUCACGCAAAACCCUCCGGCUUUCUGUGAGUGACGAGGACAAGUUUGGACACAAUGAAUUCAUCGGAGAGACUCGAGUCGCCCUGAAGAAACUGAAGUUUGAUCAGAAGAAGAACUUCAGUGUUUGUUUGGAGCGAGUGAUCCCGGUGAAGAAAGCUGUUGGCGGACCAGCUCGUGGAAUGGCUCUCUAUGAGGACGACCUAAAUGAAGGUGAAGACUCAGAGGAGAGGGGUCGUGUCCUUGUAUCACUGAUGUACAACAGCCAGCAGGGUCGUCUGAUCGUGGGCGUGGUCCGCUGUGCCCAUCUGGCUGCCAUGGACUCCAAUGGAUACUCUGACCCUUUCGUAAAAGUAUGUCUGAAGCCAGAUAUGGGAAAGAAAGCCAAGAACAAGACCCAGAUAAAAAAGAAGACCCUUAACCCAGAGUAUAACGAGGAAUUCGGUUAUGAAAUCAAGCAUGGCGAGCUAGCCAAGAAGACCCUUGACAUCUCUGUCUGGGAUUAUGACAUGGGGAAAUCAAAUGACUUCAUUGGUGGAUGUCAGUUGGGCAUCCAGGCCAAAGGAGAGUGUUUGAAGCACUGGUAUGAAUGCCUCAAGAACAAAGACAAGAAGAUUGAACGUUGGCAUGUCCUGCUAAACGAUAACACGGCCAUGUUUGAGGAUUAAAAAAAAACGUCUUCCCUUCUUAUUAAUUAAGUACUUGUUUUCUCUAUUGUUCUCCCUGUGGAAUAUUGUCUUCCCGUUAACAUCGGCAGACUGAUAUUAUCCUCUUGCUUUUAUUUCCCUUCAUGUCAAUGUACAAGCUGCAUUUCCAAUAGUUUUCAGGUGACCAACAUGGAUGUCAUUAAAGCUCUUUUUUCAAUGAGGAUCGAUCACUAAACAAAACCAGGAAGCUCACAUUUACACUGCUAUUAUAUUAUCAGCUUUAUGAUAUUAUUAAAACCUUACCUGCCAUGCUGUUAUGACUGAACAAAGUGAUUAUACUCAUAUUUUAUGGAGGAGAUUAUCAUUAUCAUAAAGUCGUAAAGCCUCCACGUUCAGACACGAGAAAGGGAAUUCCCGGCUCUCUGACCCCUCUUCCGACCCCACCUGUGCUCUUCUCAUAUGAGAUCAUGGUAUGUUGCUAUCAGCUGAUCUGUGUGACCACAUGUUUUGACUGCUUGCAUCACAAAAACAUCCACUUUGCUUGUGUAGUUGUGCAUAAAUAAUGUGCAUCAUGCAUUAUGUUUUCUUUGGAUAAGGACCGGUAAAGAUGUAUACGGUUACAGAAAUGAUGUGAUAACAUGAUGGUCUCAUUGUCACCUGUGCAUGUGUGUCCGUCUCUAAAGGCCUACAAUGCUUCUGCAUGGUGUUUUAAUUGUAAAGAAGUAAUUAAUGCAACUUAAAGCGUAAAAUAUUCCUUCAGAG
This is a messenger RNA of Labrus mixtus (cuckoo wrasse), 2678 nucleotides long. It is a transcript of the gene rph3aa, whose product is annotated as rabphilin 3A homolog (mouse), a. Gene Ontology annotation, biological process: intracellular protein transport. The coding region runs from base 171 to 1937 and encodes 588 amino acids. The transcript has 16 exons. Gene Ontology annotation, molecular function: small GTPase binding. Gene Ontology annotation, cellular component: membrane. Lineage: Eukaryota; Metazoa; Chordata; Actinopteri; Labriformes; Labridae. The record is from RefSeq and is a predicted model, not a curated record.